Messenger RNA from Jaculus jaculus (lesser Egyptian jerboa), 1405 nucleotides. It is a transcript of the gene Tmed9, whose product is annotated as transmembrane p24 trafficking protein 9. The coding region runs from base 19 to 726 and encodes 235 amino acids. The record is from RefSeq and is a predicted model, not a curated record. Gene Ontology annotation, biological process: Golgi organization; endoplasmic reticulum to Golgi vesicle-mediated transport; COPI coating of Golgi vesicle. NCBI's taxonomy places the organism in Eukaryota, Metazoa, Chordata, Mammalia, Rodentia, Dipodidae. Gene Ontology annotation, cellular component: Golgi apparatus; COPII-coated ER to Golgi transport vesicle; endoplasmic reticulum-Golgi intermediate compartment. The transcript has 5 exons.
GCAGACAGGUGGGGCAAGAUGGCUGCCGAGCGAGUGGUGCGGCUGGUGGGGAGCUCGUCUAGAACGGUGCUGCGUGGAGGAAUGCGGGCCCUCCUGCUGCUGCUGUGGUUGGCGGCCCGCGGGAGCGCGCUGUACUUCCACAUUGGGGAGACAGAGAAGAAGUGCUUCAUUGAGGAGAUUCCGGACGAGACCAUGGUCAUAGGAAAUUAUCGGACGCAGCUGUACGACAAGCAGCGCGAGGAGUACCAGCCGGCCACCCCUGGGCUUGGCAUGUUCGUGGAGGUGAAGGACCCGGAGGACAAGGUCAUCCUAGCCCGACAGUACGGCUCGGAGGGCAGGUUCACUUUCACCUCCCAUACCCCUGGUGAGCACCAGAUCUGUCUUCACUCCAAUUCCACCAAGUUCUCUCUCUUUGCUGGAGGCAUGCUGAGAGUUCACCUUGACAUCCAAGUGGGUGAACAUGCCAACGACUAUGCAGAAAUCGCUGCCAAAGACAAGCUGAGUGAGCUGCAGCUACGAGUGCGGCAGCUGGUGGAACAAGUCGAGCAGAUCCAAAAGGAGCAGAACUACCAGCGGUGGCGAGAGGAGCGUUUCCGUCAGACCAGUGAGAGCACCAACCAGCGGGUGCUGUGGUGGUCCAUUCUGCAAACUCUCAUCCUUGUGGCCAUCGGUGUCUGGCAGAUGCGGCACCUCAAGAGCUUCUUUGAAGCCAAGAAAUUGGUGUAGCUGUCUCAUGCCUCACAGGCCAUUUUUCCUCCCAGGCUGAGGGAGGAGGAGCCUCCUGGGCUGAUUUGUCUUUGGCAGGCAGCCUGUUUCUCCACCACUGCUGUUCUGGAGGAGAGUGGGGUGGCAAGCACCCCAGGCACGAGCUGAGGGCAGCAGCUUGACUCUGAUACUGAGCAGGUGCCUGUCACCCCAAUCUGUGGACCUUUUGCAUUAUCACUCAGACUGGUGAUGCCCCUGGUGUCUUAGAAUCUCAGUGUUAUUGAUCAGGGAUGUGAGGCUACUGUCUGGGGCUGAUGGGAGGGGAAUGGGUGGGCGGGCAAGCCAAUUUUCCUUUUGUCUUCCUUUUCUAAAGUGGGAUUUUGAGCAGGUCAGGGUGUGUCUCUUACUUCUUGCCACCCUAGUGGCCUUGCUUUUAAAACUUGCCUUUGUCCUAGAACCAGUCUGCUGAUCCAAGGUGUGUGUAUGUCAGUUCAAGGUGGGGUGAAGUGGCUCAGGUUGAUGCUGGCUUCUUAUGGUUGUCCUUUCUAGGGCUUGAGGAACUGGUGUCAUGCCAGGUGGAGACCUUGGUGCUUGUUGGGGACAGGGACUGCAGUCUUAGUUACUGGUUUUAUUUUGAGUUUUGUUACAUUGGUUUCCCAAUUAAAAAAAAAAAAAAGAAAAAAAAAGACAACUUCUCCCU